UCCCGCUUCCCAUAGGCUGGCUGGCACGAACACAAGCGCACACACGCAACGCACACGCAGGAAUCAGUCGCUUGAUUGAUGAGAGCCGGCGCCCCAUGGUGCUGCCCCCUUAAGAUGUGAAAGAGGACGUCAGUUAAAUAGGGAGGAUCCGGGUGGCAGAAUCACCUUCGCGUUCAGAUGGUUUUGUCACUUGGGCUUCAGCAUCGGGGAUGGGGAAGAGCAGCACGGACGGCCGAUCGGGGAAGGAAGUGACAGGAUUACUACUCCUGUCUGUCUUUGCAGCAGUGCUUGGCUCACUACAAUUUGGCUAUGGACUCGGCGUUAUCAAUGCACCCCAGACGAUUAUUGAGAAACAUUAUGCUCACAUCCUCAACAUUGACCAGAAUGAAACAAUGGCUGGCAAUCUCACACAAUCAUCCAACCCAGUCAAAGAUCAAAGAAUCAUCAUUUAUUGGACUGUAUCUGUCUCCAUCUUCUGUAUCGGUGGAAUGUUUUCUUCAUUCUUUGUUGGAUGUCUAGCAGACAGGCUGGGCAGACUGAAAGCUAUGUUAGCCAUAAAUAUCCUUGCAAUAGUUGGUGCUCUUCUCAUGGGAUUAGCCAAAUUUGGCCUAUCGCACAUCCUCAUCAUUGUAGGACGGGCUAUCACUGGAAUUUACUGUGGGCUGACUUCAGGGUUGGUGCCCAUGUAUGUUGGAGAGAUCUCACCUACCAGACUGCGAGGGGCCCUGGGCACCAUGCACCAAUUGGCCAUCGUCACGGGUAUCCUCCUCAGCCAGGUGCUUGGCUUGACGUUCCUGCUAGGUAAUGAUCGAUUGUGGCCUGCAAUUCUUGGCCUUUCAGGUGUGCCAGCCAUUCUACAGACCAUCCUGCUGCCCUUCUGUCCUGAGAGUCCUCGCUACCUGUACAUAAAACUUGGAAAAGAAGAAGCAGCAAGGGAAAGUUUGAAAAGAUUACUGCAGAUAUCUGACACUGACAAAUACAUCGAAGAGAUGAAGAAGGAGAAGGAGAAAAUCCAGAAAGAGAAGAAAGUGUCCAUAGCACAGUUGCUCUGCUCUUCCAGCUACAGACAGCCCCUUACCAUUGCCUUGAUGCUACACAUAGCCCAGCAAUUAUCUGGAAUUAACGCAAUAUUCUACUAUUCCACAUCUAUUUUCAGACAGGCUGAUUUAUCACACCCGGUGUAUGCCACCAUCGGGGUUGGAGUGGUCAACAUUAUCUUCACUUUGGUUUCAGUUUUCCUGGUGGAGCAUGCUGGCCGUCGAUCUCUCUACAUAAUAGGCCUGGCAGGGAUGUGCUGCUGUGCAUUUCUAAUGACAAUUGGACUGGUUUUCCAGCACAACUUCACCUGGAUGAGAUACCUGAGCAUGUCAGCUAUCUUUAUCUUCGUAGCCUUCUUCGAGAUUGGACCAGGCCCGAUCCCUUGGUUUAUCGUAGCAGAGUUAUUUAGCCAAGGGGCACGGCCAGCUGCUAUAACGAUUGCGGGUUUCUGCAAUUGGACCUGUAAUUUCUUUGUGGGAAUGUGCUUCCCAUACAUUGCGGAACUGUGUGGCCCAUAUGUAUUUGUCAUUUUUGCUGGGCUUCUCUUUGGUUUCACCCUGUUCACACACUUCAGAGUACCCGAGACAAAAGGCAAGACAUUUGAACAGAUUGUGCAAGGAUUCCGACAACAGAAAUCUACAGCAGAACAAUUCAAAGCUUCUGCUACUGAGCUGGAACAUUUGGGCAGUGCAGAGGCCUAAUGGAUGCACAAAGGGAAAAGGUCAGAAUCUGAAACUUUCUUCUGUGCAAAUUGAUGUGAAAGGAUUCAAACUGAGACUGAAAGAGGAACCAUGUAAUGUGAUAUACCAGUACCUUUAGGAAAACAUGUUGGAAAAUUGCUGUGCCUCUUCCCUAUCUUCAACAGUUGGAUGAAACCAGAACCAUCGACAGUGCAUACUGGUAUUGUAUGAAGAAUGACUAAGUGAAUGCAUUUAGUAAAGCAGAUUUUCUAGUACAAGCUGGUUCAAGUCUGGGCUAGAUCCUGGUGUAAAUUGGAUCCCAGCAUGGCCUGUAGUGCUUCUUUUUUCCUUUGCUCUAAUGCUUGCAUGGAGUUAGACAACCAAGAUCAAUCUACUAAUCAUCCAUGAUUAGUCUUAAAUUUCUGGUGAUUCCAGGUUAAUUCCUAGAUGUGGUGUGAAUUGCCCUGGAGGAACAUCAUCAAUUUCUUUUUCUCUCUGUUUUCCUUGAAUAGUUUUACUUGAAAACAUUUGGAGAUGGGGAGAAACAAAAUAUCCUUUUGACUGACAGUUGAAUAUUAACCAAUUCCCUAGUGACAACCAUCAAUGAAAUUAGGGCGCAAUAAUAAUUGUGCUAAGGAACAACAGUUUAAGAUUGCUCUGUGUGGAAUUAGUCAAUGAAUACUUGUUUAACUGAAGCUAAUUGACCAAUUGUCCUAAAACAGAAAUUAACCCCAUUUAUGUUCAAUAUAUCAGCAACAUAUGUUAAAAUAACAGAACCACUUCAGACAAACUGAUAAAGAUUUUGGAAAUAGAAUAUAACUUUUUUGUGGGGGGAGGGGAAAGAGAAAGGUAAAAAUGAAAUGGUGCCUAUUGUGCACUCUGCCUGACCUUUGUUUCAUUGAUUUUUAAUGCAAAGGGUGAUGGUGACAUGAUUGUAUGAAGGACACAUGAUGAUUCACUGCCACACAAAUUAUGGCUUUCCCUACUUCCUUUAAUUGAAUGCCAUGUUUUUUAGUGUGUUAUUGCCAUGCAGCUUUAAGGUUACCAUUGGUUACACAACAGUGUUCUCAAAUCUUGUCAAGAGGAAUAUUAGCAAGGAUUUUGUGGUUUUAAUGAUACCAUCAUUAGCUUAUGAAACUGCCAGAAACUUCUGCCAUCCACAAAUGCACAGUUAAAUGUGGAAAUCCAGAAAUUGCUAUUUUUUUGCUGUUCUGUAAGUGUCUUGACAAUCUUUCAAAAUCACUGAUGAAAAUUGUACUAUCUAAGUUGUAAUCUUGCUGUUAACAAUCCACAAGAAGUUACACCUCAUUAGUGAGGUUUUUCACAGGUUUUUAACAGUGUAUUUCAUUACAACCAAAGUGGAAAAGCUCAGCAGUUCUGGAAAAACUCAGUUGUACAGAGAAAGUAGAGUUAAGGUUGUGCAUCCAGUCUCCCUUCUUCAGAAGGAUGCACAAUGUUAACUCUGCUUUCUCUGCAUAGAUGCUGCUAAACCUGUUGAGUUCCUCCAACAAUUCAUGUUUUUGUUCUAGCAUCUGCAGGUUUUUUUUGGUUUUUUUUAAAUUUAGUCACAACCACUGCUGAACAAUCAAAACUAAUUUUAUAAUUGUGUAGAGUAAGAAGUUUCCAUUUUGACAAAAGAAAUCCAUAAUUUUAGAAUAGUAUUUUAAAAUAAUUUUAAAAAGUGAAGGAUAAUCAGUAUAUUCUAUUUCUUAGUUUGCUACCUUUGAGAAUACUUCAAUGUUGUCAGUUUGCUUCCUCUUACUCGAUUAUAUCACAAUUGCUGGAUGCCUGGAGAUACCCUAAACUUAAUGCCAAAUUCAAAUCAAUAUUAAGAAAGGGGAAUUCACCAUCUGAGAUAAUGUUGGAACCCUGUGAGCUUGGUUUUCAUCAAGAUCAGCAAACAGAAUAAUCAAUUCUCCAGUGAUCUGAAGAGCAAUUAUUUUGCACAAAUUUAGGCUAUUUAAGCAAUGCGCAUUGCUUCUCCCCACCUCCUACUUGUAGUCCUUCUGUUAUGGUUUGAAAGGGAGGUGACAGUGCACUGCAGGUCUCUGGAGGAGAUCAGGGGUGGAGAAGUACUUGCAUACUAUUGCUAAGUUAAAUAAUUUGCCUGUAAUUGUUCAUUUCUUUGAAAAUAACUUUUGCGUGACUGCUGAAAUAUUGAAAUGGCAGAACUGAGGAUUGAACUGAAUUUUCCAUCUGGUGGUUUGCUGGCACACCAGCUUCUGUGGAAGCAACAAUAGAGACAUUCAUUGAUUCUGUCCUCUAGGUGAUGGACUUUGCAUCAGUCACCAACCCUGAACCCAUCAGCCAUCGGUGCUCCCAUCCAAUCAUUUGCCUCUGAGAGCCAUUUUAGAUUAAUUUGGCAACCUCUCAUUCCUGAUCUCAAAACACUCAUAAGGAACAUAGCAUGGAGCUGGAUUGGAGAGGGAUGGGCAGGCUGAGUAUGUGAUCAAAGCAUUAGCCCUCGGUUUCUUGGAUGUUGUGAUCCGGAAGCAAUGAUGUAGAACUAUGCACACCAACUAUUCAUGGAAACCAAUCCAUGGAGCAACGUAUCACUCACUGCCUGUCUUUCAGCAAAUGUCAUCUGCUAAGCAGAGAUUUGUAAUGUUUGAGGAUGGAUUUACGUCCCAUUAACACAUCUAGUGCUAUUUUUAAAACAGACUAAUGUACAAUUUAUAACAGUAAGUUAACAGAUUAAACAGUUGGUUACCGGAA
This is a messenger RNA of Stegostoma tigrinum, 4433 nucleotides long. It is a transcript of the gene slc2a2, whose product is annotated as solute carrier family 2 member 2. NCBI's taxonomy places the organism in Eukaryota, Metazoa, Chordata, Chondrichthyes, Orectolobiformes, Stegostomatidae. The coding region runs from base 210 to 1739 and encodes 509 amino acids. The transcript is spliced from 11 exons. The record is from RefSeq and is a predicted model, not a curated record. Gene Ontology annotation, molecular function: hexose transmembrane transporter activity. Gene Ontology annotation, biological process: monosaccharide transmembrane transport. Gene Ontology annotation, cellular component: membrane; brush border.